Colletes gigas is the source of this 614-nucleotide messenger RNA. Its product is annotated as protein C10. Lineage: Eukaryota; Metazoa; Arthropoda; Insecta; Hymenoptera; Colletidae. The transcript is spliced from 5 exons. The coding region runs from base 242 to 592 and encodes 116 amino acids. The record is from RefSeq and is a predicted model, not a curated record. Gene Ontology annotation, biological process: post-embryonic development.
GUACAUUAAGUGUUCCUUGUCUUUCAUUAUUUGUUUGAACAGCGACUGGUUUCCAACAAAAGAAAUUGGAGGGAAUCUACAUCCGAUGGGGAAACUUCGUGCGUGUUCAUGUAUAAAUAAUGUAAUGGUUCCAAGAUUAUAAAAGUUUGAUACUUUUUUAACCUAUAAGUUUGAUUGAAUUGUGUGUCGUCACACCGUAGACACUGCUUCGAUUUAAAUAACAUAUCAGUCUGCUCGUGCAAUGACCACCAUGCCUAAUUUUACCCCGGAAAUCGCAAAAGCCGUUUUAACCGAUGUUCUGACAGCAUUAAAUACCCCGGAAAAUGUUCAGAAACUCACUGAGGCAAAGGAAAAUUCUGGGAACGAAAUGCUCAAAAUGAUGCAGUUUGUCUUUCCAAUUGUAGUACAGAUUCAAAUGGAUGUUAUAAAAAAUUAUGGAUUUCCAGAGGGACGAGAAGGUACAGUUCAAUUUGCACAAUUGCUCAGAGCUCUAGAAAGAGAGGACUCAGAAAUAGCACAAUUACAUAGUCAAGUUCGCUCAUAUUUUCUUCCACCAGUUACUAUAAGUUCUUCGACCGAGGCAUCGCUUUAAAAUAAAAUGACUUAAAUUGUAA